GGAGGCGGCCAGGGCCAAUCGGAAGUAGCGACGCGACACGUUCUUUUAAAAGGAGGGUGGGCCGGCUAGCAGGUGGCGGAUCGGACUGGUAGUCACAUGAUCGGAGCUGGUGGCGGGCGCCGAGGAGUGAACGAAAAUGAAGAUGAAGCUGUGGUUGACGUUGGUGCUGAUAUUUGGUGUUGCUGUGGUCUUUGCUGAAGAUGAUGACGAUGUUUUGGAAGACGAACUUGAUGAAAGUCCAGUAACAAGUGAGGCUGAGCCAAGUACUCCACCGCCACCUAAGGUCACUUAUAAAGCUCCUGUUCCAAUUGGACGAGUGCACUUUGCAGAAUCAUUUGAUAAAGGCACUUUGGAUGGCUGGGUCCGAUCCAAAGCCAAAAAAGAAGACACUGAUGAAGAUAUUGCAAAAUAUGAUGGAAAGUGGGAAGUGGAAGAUAUGAAGGACACUAAACUCCAUGGGGACAAAGGAUUGGUUCUCAAAACUCGUGCUAAGCAUCACGCGAUUGCUGCUUUGUUGGACCAACCAUUUGUGUUUGAAGAUAAGCCACUUUUUCUUCAGUAUGAAGUGAAUUUUCAGAAUGGAAUUGAAUGUGGUGGAGCAUACAUUAAGUUACUGUCGAAAACCAAAGACCUAACUCUGGAGAAAUUUUAUGACAAAACUCCUUACACCAUCAUGUUUGGCCCAGACAAGUGUGGUGAAGAUUACAAGCUCCAUUUUAUCAUCAGGCAUAAGAACCCGAAAACCGGCGAGUACGAGGAAAAGCAUGCAAAACGUCCUGAUGUGGACCUGAAAAGCUAUUAUACAGACAAGAAGACUCACCUGUACACUCUUGUGCUCAACCCCGACAACUCGUUUCAGGUCCUGAUUGACCAAACUGUUGUUAACAGUGGCAACCUACUAGAAGACAUGACUCCACCUAUUAAUCCACCAAAAGAGAUUGAAGAUCCUAAUGAUCAGAAGCCCGAAGACUGGGAUGAGAGACCAAAAAUUUCUGACCCUGAUGCAGUCAAACCUGAUGAUUGGGAUGAAGAUGCUCCUGCUAAGAUUCCCGAUGACAGUGCUGUGAAGCCGGAAGGCUGGCUUGAUGAUGAGCCCGAGUACAUUGCUGAUCCUGAUGCUGAAAAACCAGAGGACUGGGAUGAAGAAAUGGAUGGAGAAUGGGAGGCUCCUCAAAUAGCCAAUCCAAAAUGUGAAUUGGCUCCUGGGUGUGGUACAUGGAAGUUGCCGAUGAUCGAUAACCCAGAUUACAAGGGAAAAUGGAAAGCUCCAAUGAUUGAUAACCCUAAUUACCAGGGUAUCUGGAAACCAAAGAAGAUUCCCAAUCCCAACUACUUUGAGGAUCUGCAUCCAUUCAAGAUGACCACCUUCAGCGCUAUUGGCUUGGAGCUCUGGUCAAUGACGUCUGACAUCUUCUUUGACAAUUUUAUAAUCUGCUCUGACAGGGCAGUGGUUGACCAGUGGGCUUAUGAUGGUUGGGGUCUGAAGAAAACAGCAGAGGGUACUGCUGAGUCAGGAGUAGUUGGACAGCUGAUGUCAGCAGCUGAAGAGCGCCCAUGGCUUUGGAUUAUAUACAUCCUGAUCAUUGCCUUGCCCGUGUUCCUGGUUAUUGUAUUCUGCUGUACGGGAAAGAAAGAUGCUGCCGCAGAGUACAAAAAGACUGAUGCUCCACAACCUGAUGUAAAGGAUGAAGAGGGAGAGGAGAAAGAAGAGCAGAAGGAGGAAGAAGAGAAAAAUGAUACAGAAGAAGAAAAGAUAACUGAAGAAAAGCAGAAUAAUGAUACCGAGGAUGCUGUGGAAAACGCUAGCCAGGAUGAGGAUGAGGAGGAGCAGAAGGGGACAAGGGAGAAGCCAAGCGCAGAGCAUGAUGAUGAAAAGAUGGACAGUGCCAAUGCAGAGCCACGGAAUGACUGAGAUGUUACUGUCAUAAUAUCAUUUGGGCAUGACUUUGGAUAUCAAAGGCGAGACCAUCAUUUCUGGGACUUGAGAGCUGAACUACUUACAGGAUUUCAUGAAGAAAAAAAUACGUGCAACAAUAAAAACCAUACUGACCAAACACUAGGUAGACCAGGUUAUUGUAUGUGUUCAGUGAGGGCUGAAAUCUGAAUUGAAAUGUGCUUUAUGUAUACAUGAUGGUAGAAACAAAUUCCUGCUUAUUUACAGUCUAAAAACUACUACGUUUGUUAAAUUCCUGGUAAUCGUCAAUUAGAUUUCAGGCUUGCUAAAUUUUAGAAAUGUUUGUUCAGGUCUUUGCCCUACUGCAAAAAGCCAGCCCAGAGGAUGGAAUGAGUGGGGUGUGUGGGCAAUCUACUGGUACUCUAUAUAAUGUUACUAGCUUUAACUGCAGUCAAUGUUGCAUUUGCAUUGACCACUUUUGCAAAAAGUCCUAAAAUGAAAUCCUGUUAAUUCCAACAGAAAUGCUUCCUAGUCUUGUGUCCUGAUAAUAUCUGGAAUAGGGAGGUUAAUGUGGGUUGAGUCCAUUUCCAUUACACAUCCUAAUCAGUCUUGAACUUGUUCCUGCAUUAUCCUUAUCGGAGCAGUUAGCAGAAGCUUAACAUGCCAGCUUUAUUGACCUGUGCCAGCCUUUCCAUCAGCUCCUCGUCAAGCCAACUCCCUCACUUCCUCAUCAUGAAAAUGUAGGAGGAAGAAUAUGCAUCUCCCCAAUCUGAAACCAGUACUGUUAUCGUACUGUUUUGAUCUAUUGUCACACCGCCCUUUUCCCUCCAUGUCCACUUUGCCCUCUUUCCUUUCAGAGUUAUAAAGAUUUUAGAUCUUUAAAUCUAUCUGAGGUGGGAGGGAAUGGGGGUUAGCUAGAAAGUUAAACAAUCCCACAGAAAAGCAUUGAACAGUAUUAAUUUUAUAAUACAUAUGAACAUGGCUAAGCAUGCACAGAUAAACACUGUCUUUUCAUUGUGGAAUUUGGUUUGUCUGUAUCACACCAUUAUGUACUGCUUGAUAAAAGUAAUGACUACCUAGAUGAUUAGAAGAUAAUUAACAUAAAAAUAAUCCAACACCUCAUGGUGCCAGUGUGGUGUAACAUUUGUAUUUUAAGACUCUUGGUGACAGUCCCACCUGAGCUACUGUACUUGUUCCUUUUCCUCUCCCUUAAUAUGUAAUUCACUUUCAAAACUGCUCUUUGUCAGUUUUUUGCACAGUAUCUUGGAGGCAUACUGAUGAAAUCCUUUAGUAGGGGAAGAAAGGGUAUGUUGACAUAAAUUAGACCAAUAUACCUCACUCCUGGGUGAAAUUUUCAGGCACAUCUAAUGAUAGCAAGCACAUAGUAAUACCAGUUUAUAUCAGGAAAUAUUCAUUGUGUAUGUACAUAUCUCUAUUCCAAUUCCCAGUCCCUCUUGCUGAGUUACAAGAGCAGUGUGGUUUUUGCUCUCAAGCUUUUCCUGCUAACCAUAUUCUACUGCACUGAAUUGUCCAUUUUUCUUUUUUUGCUGUUGCCAUUUGAAAUUCAUUGAAGGGAUCUAA
Molecule: messenger RNA, 3475 nt
Organism: Mobula hypostoma (lesser devil ray)
Lineage: Eukaryota; Metazoa; Chordata; Chondrichthyes; Myliobatiformes; Myliobatidae
Gene: canx
Product: calnexin
Exons: 15
Coding region: 137-1912 (591 amino acids)
Biological process (GO): protein folding
Cellular component (GO): endoplasmic reticulum; endoplasmic reticulum membrane
Molecular function (GO): calcium ion binding
Source: RefSeq, a predicted model, not a curated record